CACAAUGAUGGGAUUUUCGGGUCUCCCGCUAAGAUGCUUUAUGUUAACAGGCCUUUUUAUAUAUGGAGAAACACACUCAUCUCCAGCGUCUGCAAGUCCUUACCUCACAGAAAAUGCAGGCGGGAGCUCAGAAGAGGUGGUGCUAACACAAGGAAUGUCUCUCAGAAUAACUGCUUUCUGUGCCUAUCAAUAUUUACCAGGAGACAAGAUGUGGUGCAAAGAAACAGAGCAGAAGGAAUGCGAUCUUAACAAAUCUUUCAGCCUUUCAGGAUGGAAGCUUCUAUCUACCAGACCCAACCAAAAGAUCACACUGGAGGGUCCAAGAAAUGGAUGCCUUUCUCUAUUCAUGACUGCUCUUGAAGUAGAAGAUUCGGGGACAUACUGGUUUGGACUUAUUGAUGGCUUGAAGAUGAUCUCAUUGAAGAAAAUUAAAGUGGUGGUUCAUGAAAAUCCUCUGGUGCCUACAAUGAUAUUCUCACCUCCAACCUCUACAACCCCUUCCUUUGGAAGUCCUAACAAGUUAGGAAGGAGAUUACAAGAAGUGAUUAAGGAGCAAGGAGAAUCUCUAAUCAUGAAAGCUUUCUGUUCCCAGCAACAUCAAGCAAAGAAGGUCUGGUGCAAAGGAGAUAUACUAAAAGAAUGUAAUCUUGACAAACCAGUAGGCAUCUCAGGAACAGGAUGGCAAUAUCUGACUCCUGAACCAAACCAAAGAGUUGUGUUAUUGGAGUCAGGAAAUGGCUGCAUUUAUUUUUUCAUAUCAGCUCUUCACAUGGAAGAUUCAGGAAUAUAUUGGUUUGGGAUACUUGAGGAUUUGAAUAUUAUCCCUUUAAGAAAAUUCAAAGUGAUUGUUCAAAAGGCCUGA
Anolis sagrei ordinatus is the source of this 862-nucleotide messenger RNA. The record is from RefSeq and is a predicted model, not a curated record. NCBI's taxonomy places the organism in Eukaryota, Metazoa, Chordata, Lepidosauria, Squamata, Anolidae.